Messenger RNA from Vitrella brassicaformis, 5243 nucleotides. The record is from the annotation of a GenBank genome assembly. Lineage: Eukaryota; Vitrellaceae.
CUCGUCCAUGGACACUGUGGAUCGUAACAGCUGCGCAUGAUGUCCCAUAGCUGAUCGCACACCCAUUGUUAGUAUUGCAUGGCAUGCAUCAAUGAUCAAUUCACCGGAUGGAUGACCUAUUGCGAAAACAAACUCGACAUGACAUCGAGUACCUGCACCUGGGAUGCACACACACACACGCACACACACACAUCAGUCAGGUUAGCUGCUUGGUUGGCUGGGACAAGAACACGGAAGGUCGGCUUCAGUCUCUGCUGACUGUUUUUUGUCGGUGUUGGUGGCAUUCUGGCCAUUUUGCCUGCGUCGACGUGCAAACUUGUGACUGACUGACUGGUGGAUGCGUCGACGUGAAGAUUGAUGGGCACAAGGCCAUUCAUUCCAUGCAGCAUGAGGGCCGUCACCCACCACAGAGCUCAGAGAGCCACACGUGAACGGACAAAUAGAUAAAUGAGACCAACAAACAGAGCCACACGGCUGGUAGAAACAGCUGCGAUAUGGCAUGAGAUGAGAUCUGCGACGAAACAAGACACUUCGGUAGGCCAAUCAUUGGCACAUGAUUGAGAGGAGGGGACAGAACAGCUACACACAGACAGGCACACUCAAUCAUGCCUCUAAUCAAUUAGGGGAUAGACAGGCAGUGUACAGCGGAAGAAGUGCACAAGAAUAGAGAGAGAGAGAGAGAGAGACGGAUGGAUAGAUGGACGACCUAUUUCAAAAACGAAUUCGACAUGACAACCGAACACCAGAAAGUCGAUACCCCAGCCAUGCACCCACCCCUCUGGCCAUCCACCCAUCAAUUCACCAGAUGGCUGACCUGGUGCGAACACCUGCGACCCAUAAAGCCACGAACCCACCCACGUAUCCCUCUCUGCCUACGUCUCGGCCAUCCACGCCACACGCACAGACACACACACACCAGGCAGGACACACACACUACAUCGCAGCAGUCGUACGUGGAUAUCAACACCUGGAAAGAGGGGAGAUCCACGCGCACACAUGGGCAGUAUGCACAUAGACAAACAGAUGCUCAGCAGACAGGGCGACUCUUUCAUGAGAGCAAAUGCACAACCAUGACCCAUGCAGCCCCUCGUUGCCAACGACAAAUUCUCGAGAUGACAUAAAAUCGUGCACCUGUCUGUCCGCCACGCGCCUUCCACUCUAAAUAGUGGGCCCCGACUGUCUGUAGUCGAUGUCGCUUCUACAGAUGGGGCACUGCGUGUUGCCCCGCCACGGCGCAUACCUCUUGUGCCAGCAGGUGACAUACAAACAUCGGUGGCGGCAGGUGGACGGCGCCUUGCCGAUGAGCACCACCGUCCGCUGCUCGGCCUGGCACACCGCACACAACUCGUCCUCCUCCCUGUCGUCGAUGCGCCGCUGCAGCUGCCGAUUCUCCUCUUGGUGCGCCCGAAGCAUGAGCCCGUCGAGCUGCUGAAUGCGGCCCAUGACGCGGGCGAGGAAGGCCGUCGCCUCGGCCACCGUGUGGAUGGACGAGAGGCAAGCCAUUGAAGGCCUGCACAGAGAGACAGACAGUGGACAGACAAACAGAUAGACAGCCGAUGUGUGUGUGUGUGUGAUCGCACCUUUCCCGACUGUCCAUCUUGAUGGCAUCGACACGCGACUGGAGCUUCCCCACGUCAUGCGAGAGGCACCUCAGCCGACGAUCCAGCUCACCGCUGCCCAGCUGCUGCUCGACCCUGAAUGCCACACACAGACGGAGUCACACGCAUGGCGGUGUGGGAAUCCCCGCUGUCUCUUUGCUCACUCUGAGAUGCGCUGCGUGAGUUGCGCAAGCUGUUCGUCGAGCCCCAAACCACCAAUGCCAUCAUCUACACCAGCACCAGACGAGCUGCCCCCCUCCGGCGGCCCACAGGGGCCACCCGCAUCGGCCGAGGAAGACCCUGAUGCCGCUGCUGCCCCCUCAGUGGCGGUGUCCUGCUCCCUCUCUCUGUGGCGCCACAUGUGGCGCUUCCACUGCUGUCGAUCCGCUGCUGAGCUGUUGGAUCUUGGCGAGUGCGGCGUCGUAGAUGGGCUGCAGGGCGGCCUUCUCGGCCUCGGCCUCAGCGGAAAACUGCCGGAUGCAACGCCGCCCGCACGAACCACCUCAUGCAACUCGUCAACAGACCUAACACACAUAACACACACGACACGAGGUGCAUCAAGGUCCCCGCCCUCUGUGUGUGUGCGGUUGGUCUCACUUUGGUGCGUUGCGCAUGGCGACUUCCUUCUCGUGUAUCAAUUUGGCCUUUCGCUGCUCCAGCGAGGCGAUGGCCGCCAACUUGCCGUCCAACUCGUGACGCAGCCUGCACACCCAUCCCAAGACACACACGUGCUGACUGCAGUGAGAGUGCCGCCCAUUCAUCGCUUUUCCGGCUCACUCCUGCAGUCUAUCGACAGCCUGCUGCUUCUGCUCUAAGGCCAUGGCGCGUGCAGGAUCGACGCUGUGGGCAUCAUCGGCAGCCGCGGCCGCUUCCCGCCUUUGCCGCUCCGUCGGGUCGUGGCUGUGAUGUCCACCGCCCUGCCCCGAGCCCCACUCAGACCAAGCAGCCUCCAUGCCCCUCACCCAGUCAGAGUCAUCAGAAGGACUGCUGGGCGGUGACGACAAGGUCACGGCGGUGGUGCCGCUGCUCAACUCGCCCACACGAGAGCAUCCAUCAGCGGCAGCCGUUGCUGCGCCUCCGCUCUCCGUCGACAACGACGAGUGCUGCUUGAGGGGUGGGGUCACCAGAGGGGGGGCGGCGGGGCGAGGGGGGCGAUGCUGCUGGCGAUAAGCCAUCCCACCAGUCACAGCAGGGCCACGUGUGCCGUCAGAUGUGCCGCCGGCGGUGCUUGGCAGCGGCUGUGAUGACACCGUCUCCCCAGAUGGACUCGCAAACACAGAGGAGAUCGCUUGUCCAGCCUGCUGUCGCGAGGGCGCAUCAGCUGAGCCCGACCCGGCCCUUCUGCCCUUCUUCUUUCGGCGUCUCGCUGUCUGAGUCCACUGGCCGCCAUCGUCUGCCAUCGCCUCCUCCCGCUGCUGCUGAUGAUGGUCGACUGAGAUGCCAAAUCCACCGCCAGGCAUGAUGGUGUCGUUGCUGCUGCUGGGUGUGACAGGGGGAGCGGCACUCUCCUCCGUGGCUGCGUCAGAUGCUGAUGCUGCCGGGGUUGGUUGAUCAGCUACCGUGUCUUUGGUAUUCUUCCCCGGCCGCUGUCCUGCCCCAUCAGCAGUCAAUGCGUUGUCCUCUGGCUGAUGACGGUGCGGCCGGCACUUCUUGGCUGUCGUCUUGGCUUCUUCCUGAGCAAUCAGCAAGGCCAUGUUCUGGUCGGCCCGCCGCUCGUCCUGGAGCCACUGCCGAUGCUGCCGCGAUGGAUGGAUGACAAAGCACCAAAGUACUGACAGGCCGAGAGCAACAAGGAUUCCAGCUCCAACCCACGGCGCCCACGGAGAGGACAGCUGCAAGCAAAAGAGAAGGAGAGAAAAGAGAGGCAGUGAGGACGCCUUGACGGUGUCCUUGGAUCCUGCGUACCAUUUCUCCGGUUGUCGGCAGCCGAUGAAGGCCCGUCGCGUGGAUGGGCAGCCUGGCAAGGAGCUCCUUGGCUGCUCCACUGAUAUUUUCAUCCGAGCUCCCGGUGAGGCCCUCAAACGACUGCUGACAUCCCGCCUGCAGUCACCAAAACAGAUGAUGUGCGCCACGCAAGUGACUCAGUGAGUGCACCCUGCACCCCACCGUGCUGGCGAUGGUGUUCGCGACUCGCUGGCCCAAGACGACGCUGUCCCUGACCAAUCAAUAGACUACCGACAAAUGACAACAACACAUGCACCAAUGACGUUCGUUGCGUACCGGAGUAUCUCUUCGAAGGCCAGGACCAUGUUGAGCAAUUUGCCGAGCGUUAUCUUGUUUGACAUUUCCGUGUCCGUCGUAAGCUUCCCAUUGAGGGGCACGAAAUGAGUCCCAUUGAGGGGCACGAAAUGGGGACUCGAGAAGGACUCACAUGCCCUCUCGACACACCCGUUGUCGAUGGCAUACCUUCGCUGCACAAACAAAAUGCACACAGAAACAGGUGUCUGAUUUGUCUGAUUCCCUCCUUCAGCACACCUGCAAUCCAUCUCCUUUGUGAAGCAGCAGCGAACACGUGAAAAAGAUCAAGUCUGAGCUGUCCUCGGCUUCCCGACGGCGGGUUACAGCGCUGAGGGCGUUCGGCAGCAGACCAGCAUCGACUAUGCUCACAAGAGUGAGACGAGAUCCUCUGCUCCGCGACACGGGGCCUGAUGGAAAUGUAAACACAAACAGGAGUAAGUCGACGGAAUUGUCCUCGCUAUCCACUCUCACCUGCACAUAUGGUUGCCAUCACCAACAUGCUCAGCAACUCCGCGGCCUUGGCCCAAAUCACGUCGUCCCAUGACAAGAGAAAGAGUGACAGCUUUUCCACCACCCCAUGCUCGAUAAGCGCAUCAGCAAUGCCCGGCAGCAUCACAAUACACUCACCUGGUCCAGUCUGUCCGAUGCUCGACCACAUCAUUGGGAUGGUGCCGAGCAUCGAUAUUGCGGCCCUCGUGACAGACGGAUGGGUGUUGCCCAGCAGCUGCAGCAGGGGCACAAUGGCUGCACUGGUCACUACGUCAUCCACCCACGGCAGGUGGCCGAGGACGGCCGUCAAGGGACCCACAAUGUCCUCCAUGUCACUGCCUGGCAGCUCCAAAGUGCGGCUGAGGGUCUCGUUAAGCGACGAAAGAGCACCACAUCUGAACAGAUAGACAGACAGACAGACAGCCACACAGGUGGGUCUGUUCAUCUGGCCGUUCGGCCCCGCACUCACCGGGCGAGGGCAUCAGCAGCCUCAGUGCCGCUCUCUGCUAUCCGCUGCAAGAGAGUCAAAGCCUCGACUUGCACUGAAUGGUGGUCACAGUCGGCGGCGACGGCAAGGACGGCCGUCCCAUACCGAACAGCAACUUUUGCAGCGACAUCACCCGGCUGUGUGCUGUCUGCAAUGUCCUCUCUGAUGGCCCGCAAGACGCUGAUCUGCAGGGCAGUGUCGUUGCUCUCCAGCUGCAAUGCCAGGGGACUGGGCGCUGCCUCUUCCACGCCUAUGUCGUCAUCAAGGACACCCACAGCCUUCUCAAAAUCACCACUUUCGUCAGCAAAUGAGGGGUCCACAUCGUCCCUGUUGUCAAAGUCACCCAGAGGCUCCUCAAACUCACCGUUGUGACUCCUGAUGGCUGGCGGCAGGCAAGCGAGCGUGACGACGAGCACAGCCGCCAACAUCAG